UCUCCUGUCUCUCACCUGGCUUCAGCCAUCUUGAAUAUAAUCGUGCUGUAGUUUCCCAAGUGUUUGUCCUCUUUAUAACGCACAACGUAUUAUUUUAGAUAUAUAAUUCUUGGGAACGAAAUAAGACUGGUAAUACGAGCCACUGACUCGCCUCUGCAUUUCACUGUGGUGCAUCAUUCCGUUCGGACUGGCACGUGAAAAUAAUUCUUGUCAGCAUCGAUACCAAAUGCAACAGUGUUGACAACAUAUUGUUCACUCAUUCCCAUUCUCCGUCGCUUUUUAAAUCGAUUUAAACCGCAUUCGUCGAGAGUGAUUAGGUUUGGUGGCUCAAUCAGUGCUAUUGUGCGCUUACUAUUGAAAUUCGGGGAUUAUCACUGCAGUGCAUUCAAUACCUGUUUUCAAUGGAUUAUGGAGGCGCGCCGGCGAUCGUUUGACUCAUCAUCACUCGGAAAUCUUCAGUAAUUUAAAAAAUUAAGGAAAAAUCCAAUUCCCAGAUAAUCCAAAGUGAAGGAUUGGAAAUCAGAAUGGGCUCAAAAAUUGAAUACGUCGAAUCGUCGCAUAUGUACGCAACGAAUUACAUCCGUAAUUCAAAAGCUAUAGGAGUUUUGUGGGGUAUAUUCACGAUAUGUUAUGCGAUUAUCGGUGUUGUUGCUUUUGUCACGCCAGAGUGGAUUGGAGAUCUGGAGCACGAGAAUCCAGGGAGAUUUGGAUUGUGGUCACGCUGCAGUUAUGGAGCUAAUGGUGAAUUGGGCGAAGAGUGCAUUGGAAGGCUCGACGAUCUGUCGACAGUAGCGAAUGUGCCAUUCAGAGCUAGUACCAUUCUCGUUGGUGUGGCUGUGAUAGUAGCACUUCUAUCCAUUUGCACCAUGCUUCUAUUCUUUUUCUGCCAGAGCACCACUGUAUUCUACAUUUGUGGAUGGAUGCAAAUCCUGUCUGCUGUUUGCAUGGGUGUCGGAGUUGGAGUUUACCCACUCGGUUGGGAUUCCCCGAUGGUCAGAGCUGUCUGCGGGGCCUCGGCAUCUCGGUAUAAUCCGGGGGCUUGCGCCAUUAGAUGGGCCAUACCUCUUGCGGCCAUUGCGGCGCUCGAUGCCGUCACUCUAGCAGCGCUUGCCUUCAUUCUGGCUUCUCGACAUGUUAGGCUUCAGCCAGAACCUUUCAAUAAUGGUUCAUUGUAUAAAGGCGAAGUAAAUCCAGGAUACGUCAAUGAAGCGCAAAGUGUAGCUGGAUCGAGAAAGUCAUUGUCCUUGAGGCCAGUCCUACUCGUGGCACCACCUGAGCAAGAUCGUUACAGUGAACUUUCCCGUGCAAAAUCCCAUUCACAUCACAGUUUGUACGCCGCAGGACCUCAUCCAGUUCACACACUAUCAACAAACACACUGCACUCGCAGCGUAACUUUCAACUCUAAUGUUUUCAUUGAUUACGACUGAUUUGUCCGUAAUAAUCAUUCAUGUUACCUAUUGAUGAUCGAAGCUAAACUUCGUGAGAGACCGGGUGGAGGAUAGUCAUAAUACCCGUUUUGUUUUAUUUGAGAGAAAUAAUAUUCAUCAUCUUUUAUCAUCGGUUAAUACUCAAGUAGUCGAAUCGAGUGGCGAAUGAAUCAGAGCGAAUGACUAUCAGAUAUUUUUUUAUAUUCACUAUUUUAUUGGUCUCAAAUGUGUAUUGAAUAUGUAUCUCGUCGUUAAUUUUAGUCGUUUAUAUUAAAUGUUUUUUUUUGUAUUUCAAAUGGCGACUUUUUGAGUCGUUCGGUUUGAGUAAUUUUCCAAAAAAAUUAUGUCUAUCAUCAAGAUCUGAGAGAAAAUAUA
Molecule: messenger RNA, 1803 nt
Organism: Diachasma alloeum
Lineage: Eukaryota; Metazoa; Arthropoda; Insecta; Hymenoptera; Braconidae
Gene: Lhfpl
Product: LHFPL tetraspan subfamily member 3 protein
Exons: 6
Coding region: 525-1406 (293 amino acids)
Biological process (GO): sensory perception of sound
Cellular component (GO): plasma membrane
Source: RefSeq, a predicted model, not a curated record